Messenger RNA from Biomphalaria glabrata, 9492 nucleotides. Its product is annotated as E3 ubiquitin-protein ligase HECTD1-like. Gene Ontology annotation, biological process: protein K63-linked ubiquitination; proteasome-mediated ubiquitin-dependent protein catabolic process; anatomical structure development. The record is from RefSeq and is a predicted model, not a curated record. The transcript has 49 exons. Bases 772 to 8388 code for a protein of 2538 amino acids. NCBI's taxonomy places the organism in Eukaryota, Metazoa, Mollusca, Gastropoda, Planorbidae. Gene Ontology annotation, molecular function: protein binding; ubiquitin protein ligase activity; metal ion binding. Gene Ontology annotation, cellular component: nuclear speck.
UACCAGUAGGAAUGAUGCGAAAACGAGGCCUGGGUGAACUGAAAUGACUGACAAUAAGACGAAUGAACCCUGAUUAGGGGUUAAUCAUAUGUUUAUUUCAUUUAAGAUCUUGAAUUUCUUUACUUCUGAAAACAUGUGAUAGGAUUGUAUUUGUUGCCUAUCCUAGCACCUAGGAGCUUUUAGGCUACGUCGACCUACAAUUCUUUUACAAAAAUAAAGUGGUAGAUCUGACUAAUCAAAUGUCAAAAGAUUGAAUAAAUUUACUUAUUUAGAAAAUCUGUGAGUCUAGAUUCAAGAUUGCGUUGUUGUUUUUUUACCUGUGCUUAUUCAUGGCUUACGACGCUAUAGUCUUAUAGUGUGUAUUUUAGUGAAAUAGACCAGCCAAAAAGUGAUGUGUAAAUCUAUAUAAUUACAUUAAAAUCUAGAUUUUAUAAAAGUUAAGACAAUGACUAGAUCUAGAAUAAUCUAGAUUCUCUAGUUCCAGUUAAUUGUGAAAGACGAGUUAUCAAAUUAAAAUGAUCUACGUCUCUAGUCUAUCAACUUAUUUCUAAUCUAGAUCUAGAUCUAAUCAUUUUAUUUUCAACCAUUUGCUUUUGUUCACUGACUUUUAACUUUUGGAUUAGAAUUUUCAUUCUUAUAACUAAAUUGACUCAACGUUGUAUUGAUCUUCAAGUUCAAGUGGAGUCUACCUACUCUCAGGACUUAAGGUAGAUCAGAUUCUAGUUUAAAUAUUCAUCACUACAACAAAGAAAUCUAACAAAAACAAAGAAAAUGGCCGACGUUGACCCAGAGACUCUAUUGGAGUGGCUCCAAAUGGGCCAAGGAGAUGAAAGGGAUAUGCAGUUAAUUGCAUUGGAGCAGUUAUGCAUGCUUUUACUUAUGUCUGAUAAUGUGGAUCGUUGUUUUGAAAGUUGCCCACCAAGAACAUUUCUGCCAGCUCUGUGUCGUAUAUUUCUCGAUGAGUGCGCCCCUGAUAACGUGUUGGAGGUGACGGCUCGAGCCAUCACUUACUACCUGGAUGUUUCAGCAGAGUGCACCAGAAGAAUUGUUGCAGUGGAGGGUGCUAUAAAGGCACUGUGCAAUCGACUUGUUGUUGCUGAGAUGUCCUCCAGGACAAGUAAAGACCUAGCGGAGCAAUGCAUUAAAGUUUUAGAACUGAUAUGUACACGUGAAUCAGGUGCUGUGUUUGAAGCUGGAGGUCUGAACUGCGUGUUGACAUUUAUCAGAGAACAUGGCUCUCAGGUUCACAAAGAUACACUUCAUUCAUCAAUGACUGUUGUGUCCAGAUUGUGUGGGAAAAUGGAACCUCAGGAUGCAGCACUGGAAACUUGCAUAGAGUCUUUGUCCACUCUGCUGGAUCAUGAUGAUUCUUUUGUUGCAGAUGGAGCUUUACGUUGCUUUGCUUCACUAGCAGAUCGCUACACAAGAAGAUCAUUGGAUCCUGCUCCAUUGGCUCGCCAUGGACUUAUUCAAGACUUGUUAUCAAGGCUCCAGCGUGUGGCCGAGACCUCUCACAAUCAGUCCACCACCGCCACCCCCGGUAAAAGCACGAUCAUCGGAGACAGCAAGACCAGUCCCAGUGUUUCAACUGUGAUAAGCUUAUUGUCGACUCUGUGCCGGGGCUCUCCUGGAAUCACCCACACUUUGCUGCGCUCGAAUCUCCCUGAAGCGAUUGAGAGUGGCCUGAGAGGAGAUGAGAGAUGCUGUCUUGACACAAUGAGAUUUGUCGACCUUCUCCUGGUCCUGUUGUUUGAAGGUCGUCAAGCACUGCCGAAGACAGGAAUGGCUGCCAUUACCAGCCGUCUGCCAGGACUGCGUCGUACUGACAGUUCUAGCGACAGGUCCCACAGACAACUAAUAGAUUGUAUUCGCAGUAAAGACACUGAUGCUCUCAUUGAUGCUGUUGAUAAUGGUUUUGAAGUCAAUUUUAUGGAUGAUGUUGGACAAACUUUAUUGAACUGGGCAUCUGCUUUUGGCACACAAGAAAUGGUGGAGUUUUUGUGUGAAAGAGGAGCAGACGUGAACAGGGGACUGAGAUCCUCUUCUCUUCACUACGCUGCAUGUUUUGGAAGACCUCAGAUUGUCAAAACUUUGUUACGCUAUGGUGCUAACCCUGACUUGAGAGACGAAGAUGCCAAGACUCCUUUGGACAAGGCAAGGGAGAGGGGAGAUGAAGGUCACAGAGAAGUUAUCGCCAUCCUUCAGUCUCCUGGUGAGUACAUGGUACCAGUGACACGUGACACAUCUAUGGCAGUGUCAGUACCUGGGCCCUCCACUGCAUCUGUCCCGGUGUCUGCCCCUGCUCCGAUGGAGACAACAGAGAAAGAAAGAAAAGAAGAGAGCCAGGAGGUUGAGAAAGGGGAGACUAGUGAGGUCAAAGGUGACCCAGAGGUGGCGCCAGUGUAUGUCAGACAGCUGCUGCCAGUGUUUACUGAUGUUUUUCAUGUCACAAUGCUGUCAUCUGUCAGGAAGGCCAGCCUCUCUUUGAUCAGAAAAAUGUUGCAUUACAUUGACCCAGAACUUCUGUCAGAAAUGACUGGACCAGAGUUUCCUUCGCCCAAUUUUGCGGCUUCUUUGACAGAGGUGUUGUCAAUAGUACUAGAUGCAGAGGAGGAUGACGAUGGCCAUAUGAUAGUGCUACAGAUCAUGCAAGAUCUUAUUUUGAAAUGCCAGGAUGUUUUCCUGGAACACUUUGCCCGCCUUGGGCUCUUCUCGCGGGUGCUGGCUCUGGCUGGGCCUGCUCCACAGGAAGAGGAGGGAAUUAAGGCUAAAGAAGAAAAAGAGGAGGAGGAAGUGAACUUGUCAGAUGCCACAGAGAUUGUGGCUGGGCGACCGUAUCACUGGAAGGACUGGUACAUAGUCCGAGGCAGAGACUGUCUCUACCUCUGGAGCGAGGGAACUGCUCUGGAACUAAGCAAUGGCAGCAAUGGCUGGUUCAGGUUUAUAUUGGACGGCAAGUUGGCGACCAUGUACUCCAGUGGCAGUCCCGAAGGUGGAUCAGACAGCUCGGAAAAUAGAGGAGAAUUUUUAGACAAACUACAAAGAGCCCGCAGUCAGAUUAAAAUUGGCACCCCAAGUCAGCCCAUUCUGUCUAAAGCUGGCCCUGCCAGACUUGUAGUUGGCAACUGGACAUUGACCUGUAAGAAAGAUGGAGAGCUUCAAAUCCAGAAUACAGAUGGACAGCAGGCAACUAUUUUGAGAGAAGAUCUAAUGGGUUUUGUUUUUGAGUCCAACCGAGGCACUAAGCAUUCUUUCACUGCAGAGACAACCCUAGGACAAGAGUUUGCCGUGGGCUGGUCUGGCAAGAAGAGCCGCAAGCUAAAAUCCAAGAAUGCCAUGAAGGACAAGGUUCGCACAACUGCUAGAGAACUGUACGAGGAAUAUUUCAAAGCGGCUGAAGCAAAACCCAGAGGGGUUGUCUCAAAAUUGUGUGCCAUAGUCCAGCAGCUUGAGUCUGCCUUUGCUCGUCAACUCAGUCAAAUCAAGCCUUCAAGUGAUGGCGUUUCUUGGUGCCAGGAAAUGUGCAGCGCCUUGGAAGAGCUUGUCAUACUGCUGAAAGAUGAACACACUAUAUCUUCCUUUGAACUCUACAACAGUGGACUUGUACAGACCCUCCUCAGCAUCCUCAGUACAUCACUAGAUGAACCUUCCCCUAAAGAAGCCAAGAAGCAAAUGAGAAGCAGAAUUCAUAUUUUCAAAAGUGUUUUCCACGAUCAUGAGCGAGAAAACCUAACAGAAGAAGGGGGUGUAACCCCAGCUGUUCAGUUGACCAGGAAGCUAGUCUCAGCCUUAGAAGCUAUUGAGAAACUGCCAGUGUAUGCCUAUGACUUGCCUGGGUCAGGCUAUGGUUUACAGAUUUUGACCAGAAGACUUCGUCUGAGGCUAGAGAAAGCUCCUGGUGAGAAUACUUUGAUUGACAGAACUGACAGAUGUCUGAAGAUGGAGCCUCUGACAACUGUAGCAGACCUGGAGAGAUAUUUGCUGAAAAUGGUUGCUAAACAGUGGUAUGAUUUUGAUCGCUCCACAUUCAGUUUUGUCAAGAAACUCAAAGAGCCUGGAGUGUCUCUCACUUUCACCCACCAGAAUGACUUUGAUGAAAAUGGUUUGCUCUAUUGGAUUGGUACCAAUGGGAAAACAUCCUACGAGUGGGUGAAUCCAGGACAGUAUGGCCUUGUAGUUGUCACUUCAUCAGAGGGACGUAGCUUGCCUUAUGGGAAGCUGGAAGACAUACUCAGCAGAGACAGUGCCGCUCUAAACUGUCAUACCAAUGAUGACAAGAAAGCUUGGUUUGCAAUAGAUCUUGGUGUCUGGAUCAUUCCAACUUGUUACACUCUCAGACAUGCCAGAGGGUAUGGAAAGUCAGCACUUCGUAACUGGGAGUUCCAAAUGUCUAAAGAUGGCAUCACUUGGGUGACACUGUACAAACAUGAAGGGGAUACAUCUUUGAAUGAACCAGGAUCAACUGCUUCCUGGCCCAUUGACCUUCAUGGAGAGAACCAUCAAGAAUGGAGGCAUGUCAGAUUACAUCAGACUGGGAAAAAUGCCAGUGGGCAAACUCAUUAUGUCUCACUGUCUGGAUUUGAAAUCUAUGGAACAGUUACUGGUGUCUGUGAUGAUAUUGGUAAAGCAGCUAGAGAAGCUGAGGCCAACUUGCGUCGCCAGAGGAGAGUUCUUCGUACACAUGUUCUCAAACAAAUGAUGCCUGGAGCACGUGUGGUGAGAGGGAUGGAUUGGAAAUGGCGAGAUCAAGAUGGCAACCCACCAGGAGAGGGAACUGUGACUGGGGAACUACAUAACGGCUGGGUUGAUGUGACCUGGGACGCUGGUGGAUCAAACUCCUAUCGUAUGGGUGCAGAAGGCAAAUUUGAUUUAGCUUUGGGUCCAUCUCAUGAUCCAGAUAAACUGAGGUUUGCCAAACCUGAAGUGGUCUCGACACCAACAACUAGCAGAAACAAGAACAGUUUCCUGUCAGGAACAUCAGACAAAGUGAAGGUUGGUGUGCUGACAAGUCGAAAGAGCAGCUCUACUCCAAGCUUGAGUGAUGUGAUGGAUUCUAAAGUGUCUGUUGCCAGUACUGAACAAGCCUCUUCAGCUGAGAACCUAUCUUCAAGUAUCAAAACUGCUGCUGAAAAUGUGGCUGAGAGUAUGGUCAACUUGGCCAGUUCCGAAGCUAUUGUGAUGGUAACAGUGGACAAUGCUGACGAAGAGGCUAGCACGCCCUGUGGCACAAGUCAUGCCAUAAGUGGAGGUGCUGGCCCCAGCACUAUGGGUCUGAGUAGGGCUGGCCCCAGUGGCAUGUCGGCCACUAUUAACAGUAACAUGACCAGUGUGGAACCUAUGGUUGUGGUACACAGAGGCAACGAUGACAGUCUUGGAGACUACGGAGUCUUGGACUUGGCUUCUGACCUCGCUCUAGGGCUGGAUGUUGGCUCUUUGUCAGAAACACUUAGAGGAGCAGAAGGAGGUGUGAAAGAACAUGUUCAGAAUCUACAGAACGCCAGAGAUUCUCGGGAUAAGGCUGCCAAGAGUGAGGCCAGGAAAGUGUCCGGCACGGAUGACACGACUCGUGGCUCCCCAACCAACUCUAUGAGUGCCAGUGAACCCAAUCUUCCAACAAGUCUGGAUCCCACAGCCAGUUUACUGGACUCCUUUGCCGCCCGCAGGAACAUGAGCACACCUCAUGGCAGUAACAUUGUGCGAAAUAGUCAUGCCAAUAGUCUAGUACGACUGGCACUAGCUAACUCUCCAAAUAACCUUUUAAGUGCUGCCCAAAGCUACCCUAGUCUGACUGCCUCUAAUGUGCCCACCUCAAGCACACUGACAGCCACCCAGACCAUGGCUAAUGUCAUGUCUCUAAGCCAGCAUUUAAAAAUGACCCUGCAGGCAUUGACCCGCAGUGUAACGUCCACCUCUAGUGAGAGUGACAAUGAGUUUCUGGAGACCUAUAGAGCCCAUACAUUACUGGCCGAGCUUGAAGACGACGAGGAGCUCCCGGAGCCAGACGACGACGACGAUGAAAAUGAAGACGAAAACGAGGAUGAUGAAGACUAUGAUGAUGUCAUGGAAGAUGAAGAAAUGGAACCAAGAGACAGAAGAACAUGGGAUGAUGAGUUUGUUCUCAAACGUCAGUUCUCUGCCCUUAUCCCAGCCUUUGACCCCAGGCCAGGACGUACUAAUGUCAACCAGACCCAAGACUUUGACAUCCCACCACCAGGAACAGAAGAAAAAGUUGCCAGUGACAGUCAGACGUUUGUCUCACAACCUAAACUUUGUUUGACCCUAAAGGCACCGUGUUUACCUGGGAUGAAUGAUGAAGAAGUUGUUCUUACUAGCAGCUCAGCUUGUAUAUUCAAGUUUGUUCAGGAGUUACUCUCCCGUGGCUCACAGACUGGCAGAAUUGAACGCAUGAAGAGGAUAUGGGAGCCCACAUACACAGUUCAGUACAGAGAGGCCAAAGAAGAUGAAGGAUCUGAGAAAGAAUGUGGUUCUAUUACCAAGUCUCUGACUGGUGUAGCCUCAUUAGCUGACUUUGACUUAGCUAGAGGUUCUGAGAUGUCAAGCUGUUCAGUGGACCAUGUCCUCCAUUUGUUACAGAGACUAUAUUCUAUCAUGGAACAGUCCAACCCAUCCACUAAGAAUGACUGUGAAGAAAUUCAUCUGAACAUUCCAGCUGAUGAAUUUGUCAGCAAGAAAAUAACAAACAAAGUCACGCAGCAAAUUCAGGAUCCACUGGUCUUAGCUAGCGGAGCCUUGCCUGAAUGGUGUGAACAUCUGACUCGGUGGUGCCCAAUGUUAUUCCCAUUUGAGACUCGUCAGUUGUAUUUUACUUGUACUGCCUUUGGGACAUCUAGGUCAAUAGUCUGGCUACAAAACAAAAGAGAUGCUAAUGUCGAACGUAGCCGAGGACCUCUCCCGCGCCGUGAGGACAGCCAUGAGUACAGAGUUGGGCGCUUGAAGCAUGAAAGAGUUGUGGUUCCUCGCAAUGAGAAUCUGUUGGAUUGGGCCAUGCAGGUGAUGAAACAUCAUGCCGCACGUAAAGCUGUCCUGGAGAUUGAGUUUAAGGGUGAAGAAGGUACAGGCCUUGGACCAACCCUUGAGUUUUAUGCUCUUGUGGCUGCAGAGCUGCAGAAGAAAUCUCAUGGUCUUUGGUUAUGUGAUGAUGACCAUGUAGACCAUAUUGAAAGAGAGGUUGACAUAGGUCAUGGCUCUAAACCUCCUGGCUACUACGUCCAAAGAUCUGCUGGACUUUUCCCCGCACCCAUCCCUCAGGACAGCCCAGAGCUAGAGCGAUUGGAAAAACUGUUUCACUUUAUGGGCAUUCUGUUGGCCAAAUGUCUUCAAGAUGGCCGCCUGAUAGACAUGCCGCUGUCGCGUCCAUUCCUCAAACUGAUGUGUAUGGGGGAGGUGGGUCACAGUUUGUCUCAGCAGUUUGGUGACACCACUCGCACUCCCAGCACCUUGGGAGAAUCCUGGCACAGUGAGAGUUCAGAUCUUAUUGCCAGUAUCGAGGAAGUGGAGAAGGAAAUGAAGUUUGACAGUGACAGACGCCAUCAGUUCAAGUCCGCACAGCCUUGGUAUGCUGGGAUACUGACAGAGGAAGACUUUGAGCUGGUGAAUCCUCACAGGGCAGUGUUCUUACAACAACUCCGUGACCUUGCUGCCAGGAAGCAGAGGAUCCUUAAAGAUCGCUCCCUGUCAGAUGAUCAAAAGAAUGUCCAGUUGGCGGAACUAGCCCUGUCCAAUCCUGGGGAUUCAAGUUUAAUAAGACUGGAAGAUUUAGGGCUGACCUUUGAAUUUGACCCGUCAUCCCGUGUGCACAAGUUCCAUGCCCAUCACCUGAAGCCUGGCGGAGGCCUGGAGGAAGUCAAUAUGGACAAUGUCGAGGAGUACAUAGAUCUGGUGAUGGACUUUUGUUUUGUGUCUGGCAUUAGGAGACAGAUGGAAGCUUUUAGAGUUGGGUUUAACUAUGUCUUCCCAAUGGCCAAACUUCAUUCCUUUAGUCCAAUGGAGUUAGGAAGUAUAUUGUGUGGAGACCAGGCACCAAACUGGACCCAAGAAGACAUUCUCAACUACACAGAACCAAAGCUUGGUUACACUAGAGAGAGUCCUGGCUUUGUAAGAUUUGUCAAUGUCCUGACUCAGUUGUCUCCAGAUGAACGUAAAGCUUUCUUACAAUUUACUACUGGAUGCUCAUCAUUACCACCUGGAGGCCUGGCCAAUUUACAUCCAAGACUAACUGUGGUCAGAAAGGUCGAUGGUAGUGAUGGCAGUUUCCCAUCAGUGAAUACCUGUGUCCAUUACUUAAAGUUGCCAGAAUACUCAUCAGAAGAAAUUCUUCGUGACCGCCUGCUUGCUGCCACCAGAGAGAAAGGUUUUCAUCUGAAUUAACUCAUUAAUUAUCUGUGUGAUUGUAUACAAUUUCUUUUUUAAAUCUCUUAUUUUCUUACAGGGAAAAGUUUGCUUGGUUUUUUUCUUUUUCCUUUGUGUUUUAUUUUGUCAACACAAGACAAAAAGUGCUGGAAUAACUUUCUGGAUUUUAUUCCCUAGCAAUUUGAUAAUAUUGUACAUUUUGCUCAUUCAAUGUGAUUGGUUGUUGGCCGCACUGACGUCCACCUCCUACGAUAGUCUUUAGUGUGAUAAUGCAUCCUGGGAUAUUCUGUCAGAAGCUGGGCGUUAACUUGAACCUUCGGGGGUGUAAAACAGCUGGUGCAGAAUUUUGAUAGAACUUACCAUGGUGGUGUGACUCAGUAAAUGACCAGUGAACAGUUAGUCGUGUAGUGUAUAGGAGAAUGGACAGGAUGCCUGGCGUCCUGGUCAGCAUGUUUUUUUUUUACUUUUUAGGUUUUGAAGACUGUGAUUUUUGUGAGCUGCAUGUCUACGCCAUAGGGUUGAGAUCCUGUGACCUCUGACCUCAACUUGUUACAUAACUAGUGCAGCAGGGUUAUUUAUGGCUGAGUGCGUACGUGGGUGUAGAGUGCUUGCCUCCGUUGCUUUUAUGAUGAGUACUUGCCGCUGUAUAAACAAAUAAAAAAUCCCUCAUUUUUUUUGUUCUAAAGUAUUAUUGGACAUUUCCUUUGUUUGCUGAGAGCUGGCAGAACUUGUGAAGACGGUUUGGUUGAAGUGAAAGACGAGAAAAAAAAAUGCGCGUAAAUGUUUUUGUGUGUGUGUGUAUAUUUGUGUAGUAGUGAAAUGGAUAGGAUGCUGGGAAUAAGUGGAAUGAACUCUAUUAGAGCUAUUUGACAUGUACCAAUUGUUGUGUUAAUGACCUCUCUGUGUGCUCCUCCAUGUCUAGCUGGUUAUGAAGCUUUGUGUUGUCUCUUAUCAGACUUGUAAUAUUAUUAUAAACACCUUGUGGUGUGAUCAGUUUCUGUUGUGACAGGACACUGAUUAUGAAACAAAAUGUUUUAGCGACAUCCAUAGAGGGUGACAUCCUUAGAGGUGACAAUUUUCAUCGCAACUUUUUUUUUUUUUUUUUUACUAUUCAUAUUUUUU